This is a messenger RNA of Trichoplusia ni (cabbage looper), 3360 nucleotides long. Its product is annotated as glycine dehydrogenase (decarboxylating), mitochondrial. The record is from RefSeq and is a predicted model, not a curated record. The transcript has 18 exons. Gene Ontology annotation, molecular function: pyridoxal phosphate binding; glycine dehydrogenase (decarboxylating) activity; glycine binding. Gene Ontology annotation, biological process: glycine decarboxylation via glycine cleavage system. Lineage: Eukaryota; Metazoa; Arthropoda; Insecta; Lepidoptera; Noctuidae. Gene Ontology annotation, cellular component: mitochondrion; glycine cleavage complex. Bases 194 to 3202 code for a protein of 1002 amino acids.
CCCGGUUUAUGACUACAAUUGUUUACAACAAAUAAUAAUUACUUACUUAUAAUAUUUACUUAUAUCUCGUUAUCUCCGUACCUACUUGAGAGUCGCUUUGACCCCUGUAUCAGUACAUCACUGUCGUUUUCGUAAGACGGACAAUAAAAUGUUCUAUACAUUUUAGUUCUUGAAUAAAUUUUAAUUAAUCAAUAUGUAUAGAUUUAUAAAACGUGGUUUGGUCCCUAGAACUGCAUUUGAUCGAUUGCAGAAAGACUUUUGCAAUGAAAAGGUUUGGAAGCAAGGCGUGAGAUGUAUCACUCAGAGCACGAAGUCGGAUAGUUUGUUUCCUGAGCGUGUAGAUUUCCCGAGCAGGCAUAUCGGGCCCCGGGAUCAAGAUGUAGUGACUAUGUUGGAUUUGCUCGGCUAUAAGAGUUUAGAUAAAUUGACAGACGAUGCGGUUCCUAAGAAGAUUCAACUACAAGGGCUUAUGGAUAUCAGCGACCCUAUGAGUGAACAUGAUCUUAUCGAAACAGUGCGCAAAAUAUCGGAAAAGAACCAAAUAUGGAGGUCUUAUAUCGGUAUGGGGUAUCACAACUGUUGCGUCCCACACAGUAUAAUGCGCAACUUGUUCGAGAAUCCUGGAUGGACCACACAAUACACGCCGUAUCAGCCUGAAAUAGCUCAAGGAAGAUUAGAAAGUCUUCUUAAUUACCAAACUAUGGUUAGCGAUCUGACGGGAUUAGACGUAGCCAAUGCAUCUUUAUUGGAUGAAGGCACUGCAGCUGCUGAAGCGUUAUCACUGUGUCACAGGCACAACAAAAGAAUGAAAUUCGUCGUCUCAGAGAGACUGCACCCGCAAACUUUAGCAGUAGUCCAAACACGAUUGGAUGCUUUAGGCUUAGAAGUGAAAGUAGUGCCUGAUGUGCGUCAAGUAGAUUUCGCCCAAAGAGAUAUUUCCGCAGUCUUACUACAGUGUCCAGACACCAGGGGCUUAGUUUAUGACUAUUCAGGUCUAGCGGCUGCGGCGCACGAACAUGGCACUCUCGUGGUGGUUGCCACAGACUUGCUUGCUCUUGCUCUGCUUCGACCACCGGCGGAAUGUGGUGCCGCCCUCGCUGUGGGCACUUCACAACGGUUAGGUGUGCCUCUUGGCUACGGAGGACCCCAUGCUGGUUUCUUUGCGGCAGAACAUCAGCUCGUGCGUCUCAUGCCCGGUCGCAUGGUUGGUGUGACUAGGGAUGCCACUGGAAGGGAUGCCUACAGGUUAGCUCUUCAAACUAGAGAGCAGCAUAUCCGUAGGGAUAAGGCGACUUCCAAUAUUUGUACGGCUCAGGCACUUUUGGCCAACAUGUCUGCCAUGUACGCAGUGUACCAUGGCCCUCAAGGUUUAAGAGACAUUGCGACCAGGGUCCAUAACGCCACUCUGGUCCUCGAUCAUGGUAUCAGAAAACGUGGACACAAACAAUCGAACGAUGUGUAUUUCGAUACAUUACACGUUGUACCUGUAUCUGAACAUGACGCUAGUGUGAUAAAAACCCGAGCUCAGGAGAAGAAGAUUAAUCUGCGAUACUUUGACGAUGGGGCUGUGGGAGUGGCUCUGGACGAAACCACUACCAUGGAGGAUGUUAAUGAUCUGCUAUGGAUAUUUGAUUGCAAGCCUGUUGAAGAGGUGACUAAGGCAAGUGACGAGGUUAAAGCCCGCAGUGUGCAGAAGGGACCAUUCCGGAGGACAUCUCCUUACCUCACUCAUCCAGUCUUCAAUAUGCACCAUUCCGAAACUAGAAUCGUCCGAUACAUGAAACGACUGGAAAACAAAGACGUAUCACUAGUUCACUCCAUGAUACCUUUGGGAUCUUGUACAAUGAAACUAAACUCUACCACAGAAAUGAUGCCUUGUUCUUUCAAGCAUUUCACUGAAAUUCAUCCAUUUGCUCCAUUAGACCAAUGUCAGGGAUACCAUCAGCUUUUCGAAGAGUUGGCUAAAGACCUGUGCGCAGUCACUGGUUACGAUAGGGUGUCCUUCCAACCCAACAGUGGUGCUCAAGGUGAAUACGCUGGAUUGCGCACAAUCAAGCGUUAUCACGAGUUCCGUGGUGACACCGGCCGUAAUAUCUGCCUGAUCCCGGUGAGCGCGCACGGUACCAACCCUGCGUCCGCGCACAUGGCUGGUAUGCGCGUCUGCGCUAUACGAGUCACGCCCUCUGGCGAUAUCGAUAUGGCACAUCUUCAAGAAAUGGUUGAAAAGCACAGUGAGAACAUAUCAUGUCUCAUGUUGACCUAUCCAAGUACAUUUGGAGUGUUUGAAGAGCGUGCCGCAGAUGUAUGCGCAUUAGUUCACAAACAUGGUGGCCAGGUUUACUUAGACGGAGCUAACAUGAACGCACAGGUGGGGCUCUGUCGUCCUGGGGAUUAUGGAAGCGAUGUUUCACAUUUGAACUUACACAAGACAUUCUGUAUCCCGCACGGUGGGGGCGGCCCUGGUAUGGGACCCAUUGGAGUGAAGGCUCACUUGGCACCAUUCCUGCCAUCGCAUCCAGUUGUUGACCCUCUCGCAGACUUAGGUGACGAAGCCCACAGUUUCGGCUCUGUAAGCGCUGCACCAUUUGGAUCAUCUGCCAUUUUGCCUAUUUCUUGGGCAUACAUAAAGAUGAUGGGACCUAAAGGACUUAGGCGUGCUACUCAGGUAGCUAUACUCAAUGCUAACUACAUGUCGAAACGAUUGGAAGGCCAUUACAAAACAUUAUACAAGGGCGAAAGAGGACUAGUAGCGCACGAGUUUAUUAUUGACGUGAGAGACUUGAAAAAGACUGCUAACAUUGAACCAGGAGACAUUGCUAAAAGGCUUAUGGACUUUGGUUUCCAUGCACCGACAAUGUCUUGGCCUGUGGGUGGUACCCUGAUGAUAGAACCCACUGAGUCUGAAGAUCUGCAGGAGAUGGAACGGUUUUGCGAAGCCCUUAUAGCUAUCAGAAAGGAAAUUAAGGACAUUGAAGAUGGAACUAUGGACAAACGGCUAAACCCAUUGAAGAUGGCGCCACAUACACAAGAGGAAGUCAUUUCGGAAGAUUGGAACCGGCCCUACAGUCGGGAACAAGCAGCUUUCCCUGCGCCAUUUGUGAAGGGAGAGACGAAAAUCUGGCCUACCGUCGGCCGUAUCGACGACAUGUACGGCGAUAAGCAUCUGGUGUGUACCUGUCCACCAGUGCUUGACGAUUUCUAAAUAAACAAUUAUUAAGUGUAAUGUAUUAUAAUAAUAAAUCUUACAAAAUUGUUGAUUAAAUGUGGAUGUGUUAUAAAAAAGAAACAUGUAGACCAUCUGUCGCAUUAUGUAUAUUUCUUCAAUAUUGUUGUAGAAUAAAAUAUCGUCUUCUAACAACA